UCAGCUCCCCAUGAACCUCACUUCACAGAAUGUGUAUCAAGGGACCAGGUAACGUUCAGCUGUUGGUGGAGUCCAGGCGCCUUCCACAACCUGUCCGCCCCUGGAGCUGUCAAAGUCUUCUACCUUAAGAAAGACAGAGUCUCUCCAGCCAGCGAGUGGAAGGAGUGUCCGGAGUACAUCCAUUCAAACAGGGAAUGCUUCUUUGACGCAAACCACACAGCCAUUUGGAUCCCCUACUGCGUUCAGCUCCGUAGCCAAAACAACACAACGUAUUUUAACGAAGACGACUGUUUCACUGUAGAAAAUAUAGUACGUCCUGACCCACCCGUGUCCCUAAACUGGACCGUGCUGAAUGUAAGCCCCUCAGGACUAAGCUACGAUGUGAUGGUCAGCUGGGAGCCCCCUCCCUCCGCAGACGUCGGGGUGGGCUGGAUGCGCAUCGAGUAUGAAAUCCAGUACAGAGAGAAAAAUGCCACAAACUGGGAGGCACUGGAGAUGCAGCCACACACCCAGCAGACGAUCUACGGCCUGCACAUAGGAAAACAGUAUGAAGUGCACAUCCACUGCAGGAUGCAAGGCUUUAUCAAGUUUGGUGUAUUCAGUGACUCCAUCUUCAUUCAACUGACAGAGAUUCCUACCAAAGAAUCCUCUCUCCCAUUUACCCUGGUUCUCAUCUUUGGCAUUGUGGGCAUCCUCAUCCUCAUCAUGCUGAUAGUCAUCGCUCAGCAGCACAGGUUGAUGAUGGUUCUUUUGCCACCAGUUCCAACACCCAAAAUUAAAGGCAUCGACUCAGAGCUGUUAAAGAAGGGGAAACUUGAGGAGCUGAAUUUUAUGCUGAACGGGGGAGGCAAAGGUGGCCUACCAACGUAUGCACCAGACUUCAGCCAAGACGAGCCAUGGGUGGAGUUCAUCGAGGUUGAUGAGGACGAUUCGGACGGUGAAGAGAAGGAGGACAACCAGGCAUCAGAUACCCAAAGGCUGCUGGGUCUUCCCCAACCUGGGAGCAGCCAUAGAAAUAUUGCAUGUUCCAACACAAUCAGCCAACCUGACGAUGACUCAGGGCGAGCCAGCUGCUACGACGCAGAUCUGUCUGAACAGGAUACCCAGAUGCUGAUGGCCACUCUUCUGCCGGGCCAACCCGAGGAUGAGGAGGCCUCUUUGGGCUUUACAGAAAGAGCCCCGGCCUUAGAGGGCCAAGAAAGAUCUGUUCUCCAGUCCCAAACUGGAACACCCCAAACCUGGAUCAACACGGACUUCUAUGCCCAGGUCAGCAAUGUUAUGCCCUCUGGGGGGGUGGUGCUUUCUCCUGGCCAGCAACACAGAAUCCAGGAGAACACUUCACCCUCAGAGAAGGAAACGCAAAAGAAGGGAAAGCAAAGUUGUGACAGUGAGGAUGCAGGAGAGAAGAUGGAAAAAGAGCCUCAGUGUGAGCUACUGGAAAUGGAUCCAGAAGUGGGAGGCUACACGACGGAGAUCAACGCCCGGCAGAUCAGUUCUCCUCCUUGCUCUCCCAUACCUGGAGAAGGGUAUCAAACCAUACAACCUCAGCCAGUAGAGACCAAACCGGAAGUCCCAGCAGAAACUGAUCAGUCGCCUUACAUUCUUCCCGACUCUCCCCAAUCACAGUUCUUUGCCCCCGUUGCAGACUACACAGUGGUACAAGAUUUGGACACUCAUCAUAGUCUGCUCCUCAACCCACCGCCCCGCCAGUCACCUCCUCCAUGUCCGCCGCAGCCCCCCUCCAAAGCCCCAAUGCCUGUAGGGUACAUUACCCCAGAUCUGCUGGGGAACCUCUCACCCUGAAAGGACAGUGCAGUCGGAAAUUCUCCGAAUGCGUAGGAAUUGUUUGCCAAGAGGUCUCUUAAAGCCGUGCUAUCCAGCUCCAACAGCUGGAACUUGCAGCUUGAUGAUCACAGGCUUUUUCUCCGGAUACCCAGAGACACAGCUGCACACUAUAUUUGAAACUCUUGUAUGUGUUGAAAAAUGCAGUAAAAGCAAAAAAGCUAAAUUACAUACCAAAUGCACAAUGAGCAUGCAUCCAUGCAUGAUCGUUGUGAAUCAAAAAAACGUUUUGAACUGCCUUAAAUCGCAUUACACCUGUGGUUAAUUGUGUGUAGCGCGAUUACAUUAUUCACGUCUUAAACUUAAAAUAGUGAUUUCAGUGAGUAUUGAUGUCAAGAAGAAGAGCACAUCUUAUUCAUCACCACACAGAGAGCCAUCCUACAUUGGUGGUAACAUGCAUUGCCACUUACGUUUAAAUGUUUCCUGUUUCUUCGUGUCAUCUUAUUAGUACCUCACAAGAGAUAUAUUUUUAUACAAUUAAACCCGACACUGUUGAACACAGCUAUGCAGAUUUGCAUACCUGGCUUUAUGCUAGCUGCACGUGUGAUGGAAUCAAUUAUAUCAAAUCUGAAAAUCAAAUGUAUAAAGUACACUCUUUCAGAUGUGAGUUGUCAGUGCAGCAAAUUAAUACAAUCCAAAGCAAAACAAGUCUCUUAAAACAUUAUAUUUAAGAUCUCAUUUCCUCAUGAGGGCAUACUGAAAGGCACUCUGGAAAAUUGAGGAAAUCCUCUAUUGUUACAAAAGUGAAAAAGUCAGAUAGAAAUGGAAAUUAAAACACUUGGUUAAGUAUAUCCUAAAAUGAGUGCAUUUAUAAUGCUGACAUUCAUUAUUUUAUUUUCACACCAACAAAAGAACCUUCAUCAUUAAUGUGACUGAAGUGAAACUGUUCUGAUGCAGGAAAGGAUUCGCCCACCGCUUGAAGCCACUCUGCAAACUCGUGCAGUGAACUAUGUAGCACCACUAAGUGCCUUGCUCAAGAGCACUCUGAUUCAACUAUUAAGAAAAUAGAAAUGGGGUAAUAACUGGUAACCCGGUCAAAAUAGUUUAACUGAAACUUUACUGGUCAUGUUCUCUGUUAGGGAGUUUUAAGCCUCCCAACAUGUGUUGUUAAUGCAGGGAGACCAACUGGAUAGCUGAAAGACUGUGAAAUUGUUUAUAUUAUACAUGUAUUUAGCCAAAACUAUACUCAGUAUCUACCACACAUAAGAACCUGUGCCCAUCAUAGUGGUAUUGGCUUGCCAUUUCAGUGUCAAAAUUCUUUGCUUUUGUGAUUUGGAUAGGUGCAUUUAUGCAUUGUUGUGUACAGAAAAGUAUUGCUAUGUAUAGAGGGACUGACAUACAUCCUACAUAGAUACUCUGCACAUGUGCAAAUAAAGAAACAUGCAUGCUUAUACUUACACCACGUAUGAAAAACAGUUACGUAUCAUAGACCCAAAUCUUGUGAGACAAAAAUUAGGUCUUGAUAAAACACUUUAAAGCAAAAGUAAUCAAUAAAGUUUACACAGAGAUGAAUGAGAGGACAGCAAAUGAGAGCUCCUCCAAGGUUUUCGGCCUGACAUUAUGACUCUCAUAGACCCAAAUUUUUGCUAAUAAGCUGUCUGAACCAGUUGAAUUUGUCUCACAGCAUAUGCGUGUUUUCAUAAUGAAGCACACUGAAUUGUCAUAUCAAGUCCACAGCUGAAUCAGAGCCAUUGUUGAUGCAAAGUAUGGAAGAAUCCUCUCGCGGUGAUCAAGACAUACUAAAUGGCUCAAAAGAAACACAUCCAUUCUAUCAGUUAUGCUGUUUCGGAUUCUUUCUUGAAAUGAAUGGGCCCAUGUCUUGGAUAGAACAGGUCUUUAGUAUGAGACAAUCCCAUAAGAAAGAGAGUCAAAGCAAGAGCCAUGACACAACAGUGUUAAAAUGUGAAUCUGAUAAAUAUGUGCCAUUUUUUCUCUCUGCCUCUCUGUAAAACAAUCUCUGCUGCUGCUGCCAUGUGCGGAUGAUGCCAGCAAGUUAAUGCUGUUGCAGAAAUGUCUUAAUAUAUUCAUUAUUGUUGUAAAGUUGCAAGUAUAUAAUUUUUGAGUCAUUAAUGUUACUUGUUACGUUGUAUUGCUGCUUGGUACAAGUUUUUCUUCUAAAUUCAGCCUCACCUUAGUGGAGAAGGUUUAGAGAAGAGUGCAGCAAUCUUUACAUUGUAUGAGGUUGAGACUGAGUGUCUCAAAAUAUUCUAAAGGAAAAUGGGAAGAUGUGGUUUGUUGACUUUAAAAGUAGCAUGACAAAAUGACAGAGGUGCCUCAAAGUCUGUGACUAUGCUCACACUCAUCCAAAGAUCCCAGAAGGCUGUUGCCUUCGUGAAGGAACAAGAGAGACUUAAGGAGACACGGUUAAACCUCUCUUUCCGUUGUACGAUAGUAACUGUGAAUCUGUAACUGGAGUAUGAAAUGCAGUCAGAAUACAGAGAAAAAGGUUUUAAACAGUGUUUGUAUCAUUGACAGUCAGAUAGCUGUGUAGGGUGGUGCUUUUCUUCCCUUUGGAGCUUACUGUCAGGUGUUUACUUCUGCUUGUUCACUGUGCUUAUUCAUGAUGUUGUGUCAGAAAAUUGUUAUUUCAAGCUUACAUAUAUUAAAGACACUUUAGGGGAAGCACUUUGUACACAUACAGUAUAUAUUAAAUGUUUAAAACACUAUUUAGAUUUUAUAUCUUUGGCUCAAACAUGUUACGUGUUAUUUCCAUGUCACUAAAAGACAGCAUUAUAUUUUCUAAGUCAGCACAAAUAUCAGACAGUGAGGAACUUUCAACAUGAAUAAGCUUCAUUUUUGUUUUACAGAAUUUCUGUUUAUAGAAUGUAUUUUACACAGAUGAUGUAUUGUUAUGGAGUAUUUAAUGUUUGUUAUAGAAUUUAUUGAUAGACCAGAAAUCUCCUUUAUGAAGUCAUAUCAAACUUUAGGUGGAAUUAAAUGGUUAUAUAGUAAUUCUGUGUUAUUAUUUCUCUCUGUCAAUGUGCUAUUUUAGCUUUUCAAUUUCUUUUUUUUCAAUAGCUCAUCAGAAGUGCAUUUUGACAGGGGAGAGCAUUUUAUGAUGAUGGGCUUUUCCUGUUGCCUGAUUUCAGAAGGGUAGCUUUUGUCGUUUGCUUAAGUCUGGAAGUAAUUUUGCUGGAAUUUGUGCCGGUUGUUCAUGUUCAACAGACAAAGAACACUGAACCGCAUAUGUUUUCAGAUUUUUAUGGAAAUUGUUUGAUUCUUGACUUAAAUAUUGCGGUAUAUAGUCUUUUUUCAUAACAUUCAGUGGCUCCACUUUCUCCUUUUUCCCAUGUGUUAACACAUUGUCCACCAUAUGUCAUCUAUUGUCAUAAAACUGGAAAUAUUUCUCAUGCCAGAUUCGGAAACAUCUGUAUUUCAGCCUCAAGUGUGAGAAAAUGCCAUAGUUUGUUAGUCCACAGUGGCUGCAGUAAGUAAUAUGGUUUCAGCCCCCCCUUCCUUGGAGCACCUGUUCUUGUUUAAUGGCUGCUGCUUUUUGUUUGGGCCACAAGCUGUGUUGAUCCUGGAUAUUUUGUUAAAGUACUUUUACAGCUAAGCAUUUAUAAUGUUGUAUGUGUGAAACCUUUAACAAUUUACACAAUAAAAUACAGCA
Messenger RNA from Menidia menidia (Atlantic silverside), 5452 nucleotides. Lineage: Eukaryota; Metazoa; Chordata; Actinopteri; Atheriniformes; Atherinopsidae. The record is from the annotation of a GenBank genome assembly.